AUCUUGUAGUUCGGGAUGUAUUCGCAAGCGAUACUAGCGCCUGGUUACGAAUAGGAUACGCUGACGGAACCCGCAGUGGUAGCGCCACCAGGCGCUUACAAUCCGUGGAUCGUUCAUUACUUUCACCGACCAUUUGGCUAGCAUUGCGUUCGGAUUCCUUACCUGUAGUCUCCAUGCAUUUGUGAGUCGCUCUGCCUGUGAUAUACACAGAGCCUUUCCGCUUCGUGGGAAUUCGUGCGUCUUCGUCUCUAAAAAGUCUGAAAAAGUCGAGGUGUUGGGAUAUUUGUUCGUAAUUGGAAUUUGAUGUAUUAACCAAAAGUGGACUUUGAAGUAAAUAAUAAUUAUUGUAAUUGGAACAGUGUGAUGAUAAUAAGCGUUGAAAGAUGUACGGAACAACAAUAGGAAAUUAAGGAUACUAGGAUAGCUGUAGAUGACAGCGUGUAGAGGUGUAACCGAACGAUACCUAAGGAUUACAAUGCAUCGGAGAGUAGGGCACAGCAAUUACGAUGGCAAGAUUGCUGGCCUUUAUGAUAUGGAGGAGACACUUGGACGGGGCCACUUUGCUGUUGUCAAACUUGCUCGUCAUGUAUUUACUGGUGAAAAAGUCGCCGUCAAAGUUAUCGAUAAGAGUAAACUAGAUGAAAUAUCGCGUGCUCAUCUGUUUCAAGAAGUGAGAUGCAUGAAAUUGGUACAGCAUCCAAAUGUCGUUAGAUUGUACGAGGUAAUAGACACACAGACAAAGCUCUAUCUUAUACUCGAAUUGGGUGAUGGCGGCGACCUCUAUGAUUACAUUAUGCGGCAUGAUAGUGGAUUGAGCGAAGAGGUCGCAAGGAUGUAUUUCAGACAAAUAGUUAGGGCCAUCUCUUACUGCCAUAGGCUCCAUGUUGUGCACAGAGAUUUAAAGCCUGAGAAUGUUGUGUUUUUUGAAAAACUCGGAAUGGUGAAGCUUACGGAUUUUGGGUUCAGUAAUAGAUUUUGCCCGGGGCAAAAGCUGGAGACGUCUUGCGGCUCUUUGGCUUAUUCAGCACCAGAAAUUCUCCUCGGAGAUAGUUAUGACGCUCCUGCUGUUGAUGUAUGGUCUCUGGGUGUUAUACUAUACAUGUUGGUUUGCGGUCAAGCUCCGUUUCAAGAAGCAAAUGAUAGUGAAACCCUCACCAUGAUUAUGGACUGCAAAUAUUCAAUUCCAACACAUGUCUCUGAUGGAUGUAAGCAACUGAUAGCAAGAAUGCUUGUCAGGCAACCAGAACGGCGUGCUACCCUCGAGGAAAUAGCAUCCAAUCCCUGGCUUGUUUCAGGGUCAGAUUCUGACCCUGUAGAAUCGUUGCCCCUUGUAUCAAGGCAACAAGUUUCAGAGGACCACCAUAAUCUCAUUAUUACCAAAAUGGUUAAUGGAAACAUUGCUACCAAAGAAGAAAUACUUGAUGCACUAGAUAAGAAUGAAUACAAUCAUAUCACUGCAACGUAUUUCCUGCUGGCGGAAAGGAAACUUCGUGCUCACAGGCAAGAGCAAGUACAAAAAAAUGGUUCCGAAGUACUUGACAUCUCAUCCAGCAAGCAAAAUGUUCUCGCUCCAAAUAAUACAGAAGUCGAUCAGCAUGCAUUAAGCAAUUUAAAUGAAUCAAUCCGAAGUAUUCCUCGAACAGUUGGCGACGUAACACAGAACUUUCGAACAAGAAAAUGCAGUAUUGUCCAAGAAGAGGACGACGAGGACGAUAUGUCUUCUUGCUCAGGUCGAGAUGAUCAUGGUAGUAACUCGACGCAAAGUUCGGUUAGCAGAAGAGGAUCAAGAUCAGAAGGAAAAUUGUCACACGUUAUUCAGGAAAAACUUUCUCAAAAUCUGGAGAAACAUUCCAUUCAUAACAGUCACAUACACACUCACUCUCAUCACACGCACGAUCCAAUAACAAUAUCUGCAUGCAAUAAAACGACAAUAGCCAACUCGCGCGAUGAUUGUGAUAAGUUCAUUAAGGACAGCAAUAAAUCUGGGUAUAAAUCAUCAGUCAAAGUUGCUGACAGCGGUGGAGGUGUUGAAAAUUUAUCUGAACCAAUGAAGGCAAAUCUGUUUGAUGCCAACUUCAGAAAUAAUCUCGACAAUUCCGGACUCGAAGUUGCCUCAGAGGACUGGAUAAAAAAAGCCGAAAAUAUAGACAGGCGGCCCAAGUCUGUAACUGAUUAUUCAAAAUCAACCCCUUGUAACAAGUGGCGAAUGGGGACCAAGCACCAAUCCUCUUUGCAGUCUCCAGAGAGAAUAAAACCCAGCUUAGAUACUUCAGCUUCAGUAACUUCUACAAUUCUUACAGUAUCAUCGACCGUUCCGAUUCCCUUAAACACAGCUACAAUUACAGGGAACAGUCAAUUGUUGCCAAGCUAUAAAUCCUUGCCAGCGCCACACAAUGUAACACUUCCAGAAUUGUCUUUCAACGAGAUUCUCGAGGAUCAGGAUAUGGCCUCUAUAGACUGGUCAAGAAAUCGUAUCGUAAGACGGACCAGUUACGAACAAAGGCGAAGUAAAUUUCACAAAACUCGCACUGCGUCUUGUUCAAGUUCUGAUGCCAGUGAUGACGACAGCGAAGGGAGAAAAAAGCGAGCUCACAAACUGGGAACUUCGGGAAAACCGUUACCGCCACGAAGGGAUAGUCAUGAUGAUUCAAGCGAUUCUCAGGAUCCAGGUGGCAGUGAAGGAGGAGGAGGCAGCGGUAACACGACUGGCCAUGGGAGAGCUUUGUCUGACAACAGAGAGUGUCCUCCAAGUUCAUCGAGCACGGAAGAUAACAAGAAUAAUAGCGGGACCAACAAUGGUACAGAGGGAAGUAAAAGAUGCGCUAUUAACAGGGCGACUGUUUUUGAAAGAAGGCACAGAACGGGUAGACGAAGGUCUGGCGAAACGCGAUUAAGAGAGAGCCAAUCUCUGAAUCGUAUUACUGAAGUUCAAGAAGCCGAGGGUCCUUGUCAUAUCCAUAAUUCUAGCAUUGUUGUCACUCAGUAUACUUCGAGCACAUCGUCGGCUAAUGUUAAACAGAAGGCUAAGGGGUUUGGUGCGAGACUAUUUCACAGUUGGUCACUUACCACUAACAGUAUAAACAACAGUAAUAGUUGUAAUAGUAAUAGUAGUAGUAGUAUUAUUAAUAGUAAUAGUAGUAAUAGUAGUAGUAGUAGUAGUAGUAGUAGUAGUAGUAGUAGUAGUAUUAUUAGUAGUAGUAGUAGUAGUGGUAGUAGUGGUAGUAGCAGUAGUAGUAGUAGUAAUAGUACUAUUACUACUACUACUACUUCUACUACUACUACUACUACUACUACUACUACUACUACUAGAAAAUCAAUAAUCGUAGAAUUAAAGGAAAACACGAUGAAACCACAACAUUCAAAAGAUGAUAAAACAGUACAUCAUUAUCACUCUGAUAAAUCCGAAUGUAAAAAUGUAGUAUUUGUUCAAGGUUUUAGUAAUAGUAAACUCGAUAAAUCAGUUGAUAUAAGUGAGAAAGAAACAGUUGAUCUGGAUAGUCAUCACUAUUUGGUAAAAUCAUCAAAGUUACAAAGUAACAGAGUAUUUUCGUCUAAUAAUAAAAAACCAACCAAUAACGAAGAUGAUGAUAAUCGUACUACGGCUAUUACAAAAAGUAAUUGCAAAAACAAAAAGCUUCAUUUGCUUAGUCGUUACUUUGCCAUUCACAAAAAAUUAUGCAUUCCGUUACCCUCGAUAUUCGGCAGAGGACGCUUAUAUAAAGCUCAAUCUUGUGGCAGUAUUACGAGAGACAAGGUAUCUGCUUCGUCUCCUAAAUCUGUACUACUUUACCGUCAUGGUACGUGUUGGGAGGAACAGCGACACUGGUGCGACAACAAUCAUCGAUAUCGAGGCAGUUACGGUGACAUUAAUCAGAAUUUGGACAUCACCCAUCAAUUAGUUAAUACAAUGGGUCAAGGGUGUUCGGCCGUUUCUGCAGCUUGUCAUAUUCACUUUGGUGAUACAUCUAAAUGCUGCAGUCUUUGUUGACUAUAGAAACACUGUUAAUGUAAAGAUAUGUACAACUCUAUGUGUGCUCAUGUGCGUGUGUACGUGUAUUAGGGUGGUUCUUAUUUGUCCGAUGUCCGAAGUUUUCCAAUUAAAAUACACGUGAUUCUUACCUUCUGAUGUAAUUAUUUUACUGAACAUCUAAUCUUUGACGAAAAAAAUUGUUAUUAUGUGGAAUUGACAGGGAUCGAUAGUACUUUCAAGAAGAAAAAGAAGAAAAAAUGUAUUGGCUAUUCUAUGGCAUUUUUACCCUGCUAAUUUAAAUAUUUUUCGUUGUUUUAAUUGAAAAUGAUAGGAAGAAAGCAAGAUAUCUGUCAUAUCUGACGUUUAUUACGUAUUCAGGUUAUCUAGAAACAUAACAUGGUAAAUUUUAGGUUCUAACAAAGUCAUCAAAGAGAUAUUUAGUAACAAUCAUCCGCAUCUAAUUUAAAAAAUAGAAAAAUAUUGAAAUAAGCAGGGUAUAAAUGCCUGAGAAUGGCCAAUACAUUUUUUCUUUUUUUCCCCUUGAAAGUACUAUCGAUCUUUGUCAAUUCCAUAUAAUAUUUAUUUUUUCCAUCAAACAUUAGAUGUUUCAUUAAAAUAAUCACAUUAUAAGAGAAGAAUCACAUCUAUUUUAAAUGGAAAACUUCGCGUCGUUACAGUGGAUAGUAAAAAUCAAGUUAGGACAUUCACGUUACGUUCGAAAUUUUUUGUUUUUUUAUAUAGAUACAAACGAUGAGGCGGCAUAAUUGAAAUUCGAACAUAGGUUGAAUAAAAACCACCCAAGUGUACACACAUCUUUUAGACUACAAAUUUACACCUGGUUUGUUUAACUUUUGCAUUAUUAUUCAAAUGUUAAUAAGUAUACUUACUUCAUUUGUGUUUCUCAGUUCAUCAUAACAUAUUAAUUUUUAUUUUUUUAUUUUCCUAGACAUAUCCAAGUAUUAUUUAAUUUAAUUUAAUUCGUUAUCGUUCUUUCGAACCUUGUUCAUUAGAUAAUACGCUUUAAAUCAAUUCAUUGCCUUUCUUGUCUGGAAAAUAAAAAUUCUUUUUCCUAUAAUGUUUGGCACUGUAGGUGAAAAUAUGUGGAAGAUAUUUCAUAAAAGGAAUAAAGAAGCAGUCUCGUAAGGGGGAGUUUUAGAGCAAUAAUUUCAAGAUUUAUGCUGUAACAUGGCUCUGUGCUAAAAAAGUUAUAAUUUUAACUAGUGAAUAAAUAAAAUGAGCCGAGUUGAAAUAGUUUGGAGAUUAAAGAUUAGUAUGGUAAGACGUUUUCCUACCUAGCAUGUGAAGGAAUAACUGCAUCGAUCUUUCCUGAUUGAUUUUAAAUCGUUGCUUUAAGGGUGAAGAUGUAUAGAAGUAAAUUUACUAUUUGAUUGUCAUAAUAUAGUAUAUCAGUAAAUGAAUAGUAUUAACACGUAGAUUAAAUUAUUUAGAAAUUAUUAUAUAUUUGACAGGAAAUAAAUUGGUGUGUAACAAAUGAUAAUAAUUUAAAAACGUCAUUCAAGCCGUAAUUCUCGAUUAUCAAUAAGAAUUAAUUGCAAUAAUUUGAAAAUGUGUGAAAAUGUAAUUACCCUUUAGUUGCUGCUACUGCUGCCACUACAUUACAAGUGGCAUAUCUAGUCUGUGAGAACAAACUUGUCUUAAGUACUGCAGAGAGUUUAUUGUCGGCAUAUCUCGUAUUAGUUGUAUAUUAAAUGUAAAUUAAAAUGAAAACAUGCAUAAAUAUAGAUAUGUAUAAAUAUAAUACCCUAUAUACAUUUGAUGAAAAAAGUGAUAGCAGAUUUUUGUGUCCGGUUCAACACGUCAUUUUAAGUUACGGUUUUCUUCGAAGUUAUCCGUAUACCCAAAUUGCUUACGCCAACCAUUGUAAUCACAUUAAUGUACUUUACUGUAAGCUAAAGAUAAUGAAAAAAAGAGAAAUUCAAUCUCGGCUGAUUACAUUUAAAAGGUUGGAAAUAUAUUCAAAUUCAUACGGUUUUGAAAAAUUUUUCCUACUUUGACGACUGGGGAUUAAGUCCAUGCAGAAGAUUAAAUUUUGUACAAUAACUGAAGGUACAUGUGUAGUGUAUACUAUACAUCAUCUUAUGAUCUCGUAUUUCGAGUCUUGAUUAACAAAACAUUAGUAAUCGCAAUAAUAUAUUAAUAAUAGUGAAUUUCCAAAACAGUAAUGUCUGGUUACAUUUCAAUUUUUUGGCUUGGCUUGGAUUGGAUUGCAAAAUUCAACUGAAAUGGAAUAGAAGAUAUUUUAACGUUGACGUAUCAAUGUGAAAAAUAAUUUAUAUUAAAAGGGAUCAAGAUGAGAGAAAAAAACAUCCAACAAACAGUUUCUGAAAAACAAAAAUAUGUAUGUUAUGUAAACUUACUGUUUAUAUCGAUAUGUAUACAUACCUAUGUAUAUUUAGUAUGAUAAGAAUGUAGAUAAAAUUUUAUCUACAUCAAGCCGUACCAUGUACGCCACGUUAGGAGAGAAAAAGAAGAAAACAAAAGAACACAAAGAAAACAGUGAUUAUGAAUCUUUAUUAAUAUUUGUUACAGAAAUGAACAUGUUAUUAUUUAUAUCAUAAUAAGACAACUGUCAUUACUGGCUCAAUAAUACAUAAAUGUAACAACAGAAGUGUCAGAGAUUUUCAAAAAUAGUGUGUUAAAUAAAAUUCAAUGUACUAUGUGAAAUCUA
Messenger RNA from Neodiprion fabricii, 6659 nucleotides. It is a transcript of the gene Snrk, whose product is annotated as probable serine/threonine-protein kinase MARK-A. NCBI's taxonomy places the organism in Eukaryota, Metazoa, Arthropoda, Insecta, Hymenoptera, Diprionidae. The record is from RefSeq and is a predicted model, not a curated record. The transcript has 9 exons. Gene Ontology annotation, cellular component: cytoplasm. The coding region runs from base 431 to 3988 and encodes 1185 amino acids. Gene Ontology annotation, biological process: protein phosphorylation; intracellular signal transduction; microtubule cytoskeleton organization. Gene Ontology annotation, molecular function: tau-protein kinase activity; ATP binding; protein serine/threonine kinase activity.